AUGGCUCGCUCGGGUGAACUUCAGGAGCUCGUGAAGCAAGGCAGAUCUAGUAAAGCUGGUGCUGUGGAUGUGACUUUAGAAGGAACUCCUCCUCCUGACGAAGAACAACAGCUAGUACCAACAACAGAAGUGGCGCAGCCUUUGGUACAUGAGACGAUCAGAGCAGAUGACAACAGUCAACAAGGAGAAGGACAAGAGCACGUCCCCUUGAGAGAGAUUCGUGUGCCAGCACCCGUGAUAGCUGACGAGGAUGCGGAUUCCGCGACCAUCGACUCGGUCAGUGACAAGCCUCUCUCAAGCAAGAGAAAAUCAGAAGAGCCCAGAUGUGAUGACGGUCAGAACAAGAAGAAGAUGAUAGAAGAAGACAGAGACAAGAAGAAGAAACCAACGGGGCAGAAGAGGACAGUCGUUGACACAGAUCAAGAACGACUGGAGAGGAUCGCCAUGCAGACCAUGAGAAGACUGGAUAGAGAAGAGAAGAUUCGGAGGUUGCGCGACAGGGGAGAGAGCGCGCCCGAUCUCUCGAAUUCGAGCGCUUCGGCAUCAUCAAUUCCUUCCGGUUCAGCAUCCUCAACAAGACCAGAUCUAGACAAAAUUCAGGAAGAAGAAGACGACAAGGAAACCUCCGAGCAGAAAGAAGAGCUCAUGAGCCACAUGUCUGAGGCCGGUAUUGAUUUCUUCGAGAUUUCCGGCUCAGAAGCUUGUCUCAUGGCCAAGCCCUACAAAAGCAAGUCUCAAGAGUUCAACAUGAAGGAGGCUACACCAGAAGAAAAAGAAGGCUUUCGAGCAUCAGACAGAGCAGAGUGGGAGACAAUACAAGAUCUUCACGCCGUCAGAGUGCUCACAUUGAAGGAAUCCAGACAGAUCAGAAGAGAACGACCUCAUCGCAUACUGCAGUCAAGGUUUGUCAGAAGAAAGAAGCCCAUGCCUGGAGUAGGCAAGUGGAAAUUCAAGUCUCGAUGGUGUGUGCUUGGCCACAGUGAUCCAGAUAGCGGCACUUACACCACGUACUCUCCCAUGCCGAUGACCGAAAGCAUCUCCAUCUUUUUUCAGCUUUGCACCAACAUGAACAUGUGUGUGACCUUUUGCGACGUGACUCAAGCAUUCUGCCAGUCCGAACCUUUAGAUAGGCCACAGGGUGGACUCUAUGUUGAAGCUUGUGAAGGACUAGGUCUUCCUGCCGGAACCCUGGUUCAACUGGUAGCUCCAGUAUAUGGUCUGGAAGAUGCCCCGAUUCGGUGGCAUCAAACAGUCAUUCAUUUUCUCAUGGAGCUCGGUUUUCAACGAAGUUUGCUGGAACCAUGUUGGUAUGUGAGAAGGGAUGAGAACAAUGAAGUGGAGGCCAUGAUUUUGGUCGAAGUUGACGACCUGAACGUGGCAGCCAGACCAGAACUGAGAGAUCAGCUUCUAGACACUCUCGCUUCUAGGUUUCGUUUUGGCAAAAUGGAGUAUGACGAGGCUGACUUUGCUGGGCGACAUGUCAAGAUCCUACCGAGCCGAAUUGAGAUGAAUCAAGAAAAAUACAUCCUCGAGAAGCUCCAUCCGGUGAAGUUGUCUCUCGGCCGAAAAGGCAACAAGUCGGCAACCUUGCUACCAGAUGAGUUUGAAAGCUUUAGAUCUAUGCUAUAUCGAGUAGCGUACGGCGUCCGGAAGCUGAAAUCCGUCGGCCCCGCGGUGGGGCCUGAGCUGGCUGUGAUGGAAGCCUGGCCCAGCAACAAGCGUGUAGGCGUUGGAGAGGAGGGCGAGGUCUGUGUGAAAGGUCCAUGUGUGAUGAAGGGCUAUGAGAUGCGGCCCCAUAUGGACAAGGACCCCAACGCGGAGGCCUUCACCGACGGCUACAUGAGAAGUGGCGACAAAGGCUGGAUGGAUGAGGAUGGUUACCUCUACCUCAUUGGUCGCUUCAAAGAGCUCAUCAACCGCGCGGGCGAGAAGAUCUCACCCUUCGAAGUGGAAGAUGCGAUCCGGCGACAUGCAGACGUCAGUGAUGUCCUUUGCUUCUCCUGCCCGCAUUCCAUGCUGGGGGAAGCUGUGGGCGCGGUCAUCAUCCCCAAGGAAGGCAAAACGGUGAAGCUCUUCGACCUUCGCCAGUGGCUCAUGAAGGACAAGGUCUUGCAAGACAAGUGGUGUCCGGAGGUCCUGGUGACCAUGAAGGAGCUCCCCAAAGGUGCCACCGGCAAACCUGCCCGUGUGAACCUGGCGAAGAAGCUGGAGAUUGCGGAGACAGAGGAGAAUAUGAUGGAGUUUGCUUGGGAAGAUUGGAACACAGAGUCUCGCAGAGUGUGGCAACGCACCGCUGGGGCUAUGCGUGCUGCCUGCUCUGUGAGAAGGAUGCCGAAUGUGGCAAGGUUCCGGCCCUGGAAGCCGCGAGUGGCGAGUCCGGACUGCCCGGCGAAGGGCUCGUGGGUUCCGUUGCCGCCGCUGGUGGAGCUGCAGCUGCAGUGGCCCAAGAAGCAAGGUGCAAAGCGGGAUGAGAACCAGUUUCGCUGGAGCAAUAAAGAGCAACAUUUAGGUCUGCCUGCCCCAUACCCUUCAGCUCGGAUUCCCAAGGCUGCGGAGGCCGCAUCUGCCCCGACCCCUGCGCGGGGGACGGCGGAGGUGGUGCGGAUCUUGGGCAGUGACAAGACGAAGCCCUUCCAGGUCCUGGGACUUCCCACCGUGGGCGCCACCAGCUACGCGGUGAGGACGGCCUUUCGGCGCCUGGCCUUGCUGGUGCACCCGGACAAGAACCCCGGCGAAGAGGAGCGCUGCCACCAGGCGCUCCUCCGUGCGCAGCAGGCGCGGGAAGCGGCGCUGGCGCUCUUAGCGUCGCCACCAAAGGCGGCUGAAGGGGCUGGUGUGCAGGCCCCAAAGGGGCCCACGCGGGGCCCAGCACCAAGGCCCAGGGACGAUGCAGCGAGCGCCGCUCGGGAACCGCAGCACCGGAAGGAGUUCGCCUCGGCGGAGGCAUAUGUUUCCUACGCCUUGCAGUAUGUGUUUGACGAGUGGCAGCGCUUUGUGGACCUGGCACUUGGUGGCCCAAACGACGAGAAGCGAAAGAAGGCCACCGAGAAGCGUGCCGUGGCGGCGGCCGCCUCGGGCGGUGCUGAGGGCGUCUUGAGAUCACAAGUCGCCAUGCAGCAAACCUCCAAGUCGGUGAAGGCCUUGCAGAAGCUGCUGAAGAAUCAGGCGCUUGGCAAUGAUGUGCUCGCCAAAGUGGAGCGAGUCUGCCGUGGCAUGCUGUGCAAGGAGUAUGUUGAAGCCAAUCAGGCUGGUGCCGGGGCAGUUUUGUGCCGGCCAAAGACUCAUAGGACCCUGGAGUUCAUGGACCAGAAGGCGAUCCUCUUCGACGAGGCGGACGAGUCCACGCACGAGCAGAUGCAGUGCCACCAAGAGUUCCAGGGGCUCGUGACACAACUCUUCCUCUCGCACUUGGCAGAGGUCUCCAUCAGUGAAGAGCGCGUGGAAGCCUUUCUGCAGGAGGGUCUGCGGAAAGGGGCGCUGCACCGGGCAUUGGCCGAGCAGCUCUUGGCGGCGGAAGACUUCUUGAGCUUCAAAGCCAUGAUGUGCAAGCACAACGCGGAUCUUCGUCGCGAGGUCAUGACGGUGGACGACAGCGACCCGAAGUCGCCCGGCGUCCAGCUGUCGGGCCUCGUGUCGGAUGUCGUGCGCAACUCCUUGGAGUCGGGCCUGGACGAGUGGCAGAUCUACGAUGCACCCCAGUGGGAUGCAGGCGCCGAGAGCGACGAGGCACGCCGCAAGCGCGAGGAGGCGGAGCUGCAACAGGCCAUCGCGCUGUCGCUAAGCAUUGAGGAGGAGAAGUUGCGACAGUUGGCCCAGGAGCAUCUUCAUGUGGAGCCUCCUCCUCCGCCUUUGGCUGCCGGCUUCGUCUCAGCGCCCCUGUGCCACCUGCCGCCGAAGCCCUUCCUGGAGGCGUCCUGUUCUCCGCCAGCGGAAGCCACGGACGCGGAGCCCUUCUCGCCGCGGCUGGUGCCGGUGGCGCCCAUGGUCGCGCGGAAGCCGUGGGGAUUCACCUCCGCUCCCUUGAUGGCAAGGCCACGCCCACCGCCAUCUCCACCACCGUCGCCCGCCGAACCCGAGUGCGCCGAGUCCCCGGCGCCUCCGGCGGUGCCGCGGCUCCCGGGCAAGGCCGGCUUCAUCUCGGCGCCGCUCUGCAUGGUGCCACCGAAGCCCCGCGCCCUGGCCGUCCCGACCGCGGCGGAGGAGAACGCGGAAGCGGAGGAGGUGCCAGCACCGCCGACACCGGAGGAAGAGGAGGAGGCUUCGCUGGCGGCGGUGGAGAAGUAUCGCAGCAAUCUACGCCUCUGGAAGAGUAGGGCUUCCCUGGCGGUGGAGCCACUGCCGGAGGUUUUCAAGGAGGCGCGGCGCCUGCGUCUGCUGUCCGAUGAGAGCCAUGUGGAGCCCUCCGAGGAAGAGCGGCUGAAGCGGCUUGAGCAUUUGAGGAGGCAGAGAGACUUGCUCAUCGACAAGCGCAUGCAGGAGCGCCACCAACAACUGGAAGAUUUCGCGCGGCAAGCGCCCGACGUGGACGGAAGAGGUUUGACCCGCGAGGACCAGGCCGCUGUGGGCCGCCGCCUUGUCGCUGAGCUGAGCGGCGCACCGGCCGCGGCCGCGAGCGGCGCAGUGGGGCCCGAGGCAGCUGCCCAGAUGCGGCAGGCACUCACCCGCCAGUUGCUGCAGAGCUUGGCCUCGUCCAUGCAGAGUGAUGCUGCGACCUUGGAAGACCGUUUGAGUCAACUUGAGACCAUGAGAUGGAGCGCAGAGCGGCGGCCAAAGCCGUUUCCGACUGAAGCCACUGGGCGCGUUCCCCCAAAAUCGGACAAAAUCGGAUCCGUGGUCACGGAUCCAUGGGAGAUGAUUGGAACAGAUCCUAUACAAGAUCGCAGCUUUCGACGCAAAGAGACGCUGAGCUGCGCUCUGCACCGACUGAAGCCGCCACGGGGAGCUCUAUGUGCUUAUUUGGACCUGGCCAUUGGCAACAAGGCCUGGCAUAGUGAGGUGCCUACCCUUAUGGAGGGUGGCAUGGAUGGCUUGUCCGGCGUGGACAGAGGACGCAUGUCGCUGGCACGCACCGCCCAACGGUUAAAUGCGCAGAGGGUGAAGUCCUCCAUGGAUGACGAGGAGGUGCGUAGCCAUGUGGUGGCCUUGCGGCGCCUCGUGACGGUGGCGCAGGUGCGGGAACCGCACGCGUUGCCGACGCCGCAGACCCCGCUGCAGCGUCAUGGAAGCGUGCGCUUCUCUCCCGCGGAACUCAUGAGAGUGAACCGGGGCAUCACUGCUUCAGCCCGAUCGGAGCUCUGGGAGAUCUCCUUGGACAUGUUGAAGCGCGUGGAUCUGUUACGCCUUGAGGCAGAUUGCAUCAGCUACAGUUUCAUCUCCUCCGCCCAGUGGUGGGUCGGUUUAGGGCUUUUCACCUCAAUGCUCCACAAACUCAUUUGGCCAGAUGUCAUCAGCUGCUCCCACGUGCUCAACCAAACCAAGCUUAGUAGGUCCUGGUGGAUGAGUAUGAGAUUCUUGGAGAAGAUGAAGAACUUCAGGACCAGACCUGAUUUGGUGAAUUACAAUAACGUCUUGAGUGGCUGUGCGAAGAGCUCACACUGGCUUUCCAGCUUGACACUCUUGUGCCGGAUGAAGCAUCUCCAAGUUUCUCCAGAUAGCAUCAGCUAUAACGGCUGCACCCCAUGCAGAGCACAGUGGCAGAUGGCGGCAAGACUUCUGAAGCUUCAUGGGAUUGAGGCGCACCUCAUCAACUACAAUACUGCCAUCAACAUUUAUGAACCCUGGCGUGAAGCUUUCCAUGUUGUAAGGAGCCUGGAAGAAGAGGGGCUUCUGCCAGAUACCAUCACCUACAAUCUGAUGAUCAAGAAGUCUGAGGAUGCCGGCCAUUGGAUGAAUGCGCUGUCGCUCUGGUCGCACCCCGCGGAGCGACCGCCGGGGCGGACGCUGGGCGCCUGGCGUUGGACGUUGGCCGCGCGCGCCGCGGCUCCGCGCGCGGCGGGGCCCCGUGCGUGCCGGGGAGUGGAGGAUUUGAAUGCGAUGAUCGGUGCUUCUUGGUCGGCUCCUUGGUUCUGGGCGCUGGAGUUGCUCACUUCCUCCAGAUGUCGACCGGACGUGAUCAGCUUCUCCUCUGCAAUGGGCCUCGCGCGUGGCGCACAGCGCGAGGACGAAGGCUGGGGCUUGGGCGUGCGGCUGUUGGCUGUGAUGCGGCUGGAUGGGGUACGUCCCAACAUCAUCUCCUACAACAGUGCCAUAGACCUUUGCGAUAAAGCUGGGCAAUGGCUGGCUGCAGUAUCUCUCCUUGUCUUCAUGCUUUCUUCUCAGGAAGAGCCAGACAGCAUUAGCUACAACUCCUCCAUCCGAGCCUGCGCCUGCGGCACUGGACAGCUGCAGAUAGCUUUGCGGCUGCUGGCGCAGAUGGAAGCGCAGAGGCUAUCUCCCACGACGGUGACUUACAACAGCGCCAUCUGCGUGUGUGAGCCACGCGGGAGCUGGGCAUGUGCCUUAAACCUUCUGGAAUCCAUGGCGGCAGCGCAAGCACCACCAGAUGUCGUCAGCUUCAGCAGCAGCAUCAGCGUGUCUGAAGCGGCCGGAUUCUGGGAGCUGGCUUUGCAACUUCUCAACACUCUGGAGAUUUCUGGAAGGGUGCCAGAUCUCUUCAGCUUCAAUAGUGCCAUCAGUGCAUGUGAGAAGGGCGGUCAGCUGGACCUCGCUUUGAAGCUCAAGAACUGCUUGCUGCAGCAGGGCCGCCUUUCCCCAGACGUCUUGACCUUCAGCAGUCUGAUCAGUGCUGCAGCAAAGGAUCGUCACUGGUGUACUGCACUGAAAUCGCUUGAAGAGAUGGAUCUGGGCAGAGUGGCACCAAGCCUCAUCACCUACAACAGUCUGAUCAGUGCCUGUGGAGAGACGUUUCUGGGAUGGGCCAUGGCCUUGAGCUUCCUGAAUGCCGCCCAACUCGCAGGGUGUCGGCCUGAUGUGAUCACGCACAGCAGCAGCAUCUCCAGCUGUCAUCGUGCCACGCAUUGGCCGCACGCGUUGACUCUGAUGGAGCAGGGGAACAUUAUCAGCUGCGAGAUGCUGAUCAAUGCCUGCACAGCUGAUGGAGCUGCUUUGGGUCAUGUCCCGCGUUUCUUGUGCACCGCAGACCGCCUUGGACGGUCACUGUGUCAACGAAGUUUGAAGGGCCACUAG
Messenger RNA from Durusdinium trenchii, 7185 nucleotides. Lineage: Eukaryota; Dinophyceae; Suessiales; Symbiodiniaceae. The record is from the annotation of a GenBank genome assembly.